Messenger RNA from Paramuricea clavata, 4835 nucleotides. NCBI's taxonomy places the organism in Eukaryota, Metazoa, Cnidaria, Anthozoa, Malacalcyonacea, Plexauridae. The record is from the annotation of a GenBank genome assembly.
AUGAAGGACUUUAAAAGAAUCUUUUGGAUCGACUCAACAACUGUAUUAUCAUGGGUCAGGACUCCACCACGUCAAUUCAAGCCUUUCGUAUCGAGCCGAGUUGCUGAAAUUCAGGAAACGAUUGGCACAGAGGACUUCCGCUAUGUCAGAUCGAAGAGCAAUCCAGCUGAUGGUCUCACACGGGGAAUCGAACCAGCCGAAUUAGCAAAUUGGUUGGUAGGUCCAUCAUUCCUGAAGUUUCCCGAAGCCCAGUGGCCAGAGUUCCACGAAGAUCUCAGAUUAUCCAAUUCAGUAUUCCAGGAAACAAUGAAAGAGAAGAAAUCAUCAUUUUCAUCCAAUUGUAACAAGGAAGUUAAUGAAGUCAACGUCUGUUUAGCUACUGAAGAGAAGAAAGAAAAUCCCAUUCUUUGUCACUUGAUGGCGGCUUGUUCUUCAUUUUCAAAGGUUCGGAGAACACUGGCUUACAUAUUGCGAUUCACACAAAAUGCAAGAAAGAUGAAUAUGAAAAAAGGGACUAUUACCGCUCAGGAGCUACAAAUAUCAGAAAAAUACCAUUUUAAGUUGUGUCAAGACUCUCUAGACCUAUCCCGCUUCGAAGAAAAACUUCUUCCAAGGACGGACCAGGAUGGCCUUCAACGAGCACACGGACGCCUGGAAGAGAUCAGAUCACUCCCAGAGGAAAUGAGAAAUCCAAUCAUCUUACCACGCAACCACCCACUGGUCAAAUUACUUCUGCAGCACCUCCACGACAAACGGCGACAUUGCGGUUACAAGAGCUUAAUGCACGAGGCAAGAAAGAGGUUCUGGAUCAUCGGUCUACGUAGUAUGUGUAAACAACUUACGAGAAGAUGUAUCAUCUGUAGAAAAUUGCGAAAGAAACCCCUCGACCAACUGAUGGGCCAAAUCCCAAGUCUUCGACUCGCGGCCGGACUACCACCAUUUUCCAAUACCGCAAUGGACAUGUUUGGACCGGUGCAGAUCAGAAUGAACAGAAAGACACUCAAGGAAGCCCAAGUGAUAAUCUUUGCCUGCAUGACGACCAGAGCAGUUCACCUGGAACUCGUCACCGAUAAAAGCACAGAGACAUUUUUGUUGGCAUUUCGCCGUUUCGCAUGCUUACGCGGCCAUCCCAAUGUCUGUUGGUCAGACUGUGGUACUAAUUUCGUCGGUUCACAAGGUUAUCUGAACGAAAUAAUGAAGAAUUGGGACAACGCUAGAAUCCAGAGUGUACUGACCGAGGAGUUCUCGUGCGAUUUCAAAUGGCUGUGGAAUGUGCCUCAUGCCAGUCAUCAGAACAGUGUCGUCGAGUCUCUUAUUAAGUCCGUCCGACAAGCCUUCAAUGUUACCUGCAAGAGUCAAGCGUUUACGGCAGAACAGUGGUCAACAUUCCUCGCAGAAAUCAGCUACGUGAUCAAUAGUCGCCCUUUGUAUCGCAGUUCGGAUGGCGUUUGGGAGAGUCCACCAGUAACACCGAAUGAUAUCCUUCUUGGGCAGCAUAAUUCACCACCUCAGCCAACCCCGGAAGAUAGAAUCAACCCAAGAGAUCUUUUACGAUGCACACAAAACAGAAUCGUCGAUUUCUGGAAAUGCUGGUUGAAGUAUUUUGCACCCAAUCUAUUACCCCGCAACAAGUGGUUCCGAAAAAGAGACAACGUUCAAGUAGGGGACCUGGUUCUGGAGCUUGAUCCAAAACAUAAAAGAUGCCAAUGGAAGAUGGCACUUAUCACCGAAGUUCAUCCCGGAAGCGACGGUCUUGUGAGAAAAGUAAGAAUGAAGACGCAAACAGGAGAAUAUGACAGACCCAUCCACAAGCUGUGUCUUAUAGCCACCAGAGAAGAACUUGAUGCAGACUAGUAUAACUAGAACAGAAUGAUUGUAGUGACAAUGGAUUCUUUGCAUUCCUAAAGUAUUUUCAGUAUAUUGUGUUAGACGUUGCUCAAUUAGAGAUUUAAUUUCCGCACGGGGGGAGAGUGUUAAGAUAUUGCGAUCGCCGGUGUUGAGAGGGGAGUGGGACGGAGGAAGUGAAACGGCGAGGAAGCUUCGCGGAAUUGGAAAGAAAGAAACUAAAAAAGCGAACUUGUUAUGUUAAAUACAGUGAACAAAAACUUAAAAAUAAUAACUUAGGAAAAGGCAAGGAUACUCAGAUUAUGCCUCACGAAUUGUAAGUCAGUCUUGCUGCAACCUUCAAUUGUCAGUAUAUCUGAGUUGUUGUAAUAGCUGUAAUUUUGCUUGAUUUAUAUAGUUGACUAUUUACAAAAUAAAGUAUUAGUGCAGAAAGAGAAAACAGAUUUGGGUAUUUCAAUGUGAUUUGCUUCAAACAAAGUAGCGUCUCCCCGGUUGGCGUAGAUGCGAAACAGAUACACUGAAAUUAUAUGCUGUCUUGUUUACUUGUUUAACUUGUUUCAUAUACGCAAAGGCCGUCGGGUUUUAAUUUAAAGCCAUUAUAAAAUCAAUAUUUAAAACAAACUUACCUUCGUUAACGUCGGCUCCCUUCUUUUAGCUGAUUCUUUCGCCCUUUCUUUCUUGAAAUUUACAAAAUCUUGCAGAAAUACGAGCAAAAAUGAAGAAUAUUUGCAAGAAAUUUAUCAAUCAUCAACUCAUCAAAUCAAGAAAUGUUUGCUAUUUCGCUGUCGUCAUGCAGUCGUUAUAAUGGCAAUAAUGCAAACUUUAAAUUGGACCAAUCAGUGUCCGUUAUUCAUGACAGUCCGCCAUAUUUUUGAGAUCAGUGAGGAUGACCACCCAUCGUUGGUGACCGACGCCCGCGCUCAUUGAUGAACUUUAGACUUCGCUAAUGGUUUCGUUUCCCCGGGUGUAAAUAGCCAGGGGAAUUAGUACCCUCGCACGGCGCUUCGCGCCGCCGGCUCGGGGAUGAAGCAGGCGUCAAUGUAGUAUCCUGUUUUAUCACUAAAUCCACAAAUAUUCAUCCGAAACGAUUGUACGACAAAAUUUUACCUGGUUGGGAAUCUGGAGCCAAGUUUCUGUUUUCGCUGAGCUCUGAAGUACCAACACAGCGUCUGCCACGAGCAAUUUUGGUCAAACGUGGUUGGACGAUCGAUGUCGCCAACAAUGAAACAAAGUUGUUCAUCCAAGUCAACCAUCCGGACAACUUAAGGUAUUAACUUCAACAAGGCUAGGCCUUUUUUAAGAAAUCAUCAUUGGGGUGGGUGGCAUUAACAAAAAGGAACCUCACUUGAUUACCGUAAACGGGAAAAAUACGGAUUGGUAUAUAGGGUGGGAAUCAAACCCAAAAAAACAUUUCAAAAGCUGCCCAAACACUGAUGUACCAAUCUCACAUGAUAAUACUGGAUACCUGGUGAAGUAUACUGAUCAAGUCCUAGUUCUGGAUCAAACUUAAUUCAGGCCUUGGAUUGGAUCAAAAUUAAUUCAACUUAUACUUGAAGUAGUGAUUUAUUCAUAUGAGAUGUCAUUUAAAAUCCUCCAAUUUGGUGGACUAGAUUUCAAGUCCUCUCAUUUUGAUCCAGUCCUCGGAUUUUCCUCAGACUUGAUCAAAUUGCGCGGACUUGAAAUCUAGUCCAGUCCCCAUAGUCGGAUUUGAAAUAAAACGCGAUAUCUAUAUAAUUUUCCCGGUAUAUACAUACCGCCGGUUACUGGAAAUUUCUCAUACUUUCUCAUACUCAUUUCUCAUUUCUCAUAGGAACAUCCUCAAGUUCUAAGCUAUUAAUAAAAUCAUUUUCAGCACCUCAUAAGGGUUGGGGGACAUGCAUAAACAGAUAAUUAUAGAAGCCUUUCAUGGCUGAUAGAUGAUAUGUUAUGGGCACGCCAAAUUCUGAACUUUUAUGAAGUUACUUUCAGGGAAGCAUGCGAAAUGGCCAAAAGUGUUGUCUGUAGUUCAGAUGCGCUAUCUGAAUUGCUGGUAUCUGUUCACCUGGACAUAUAUAUCAACCAAACCACGAGUGGUUUUAGAGCAAAGGAUCAGGGGAAAGAUUUAACCUGCUAUGCGUUUGCAUCCGCUGUUGUGCUCCAUUUGGCAAUGCUGUUGGGAACUGACCAAACAGAUAAGAUAUAUCGUAUAACACUUUAGGGAGGGAUAGUUAAUUAGGGAGAUUAGUCAUAGAAGGUAUCAGUGAGUGUCAUCAUGACAGUGAGAGAGAACGGAUGUGAGAGCUGCGACGAGCAUACAAUGUGAUUUUGGGUAUUCUUAUAUUUUCUAUUAAAACUUAUAUAUAAAUGUGAUUUGUCGAGGACUACUGUUUUGGAGGCAAACAUUCUCGACAAUGCAACGAAUUCAUGGUCGAGAAGGAGAAUAUCCUAGUUUCAUGACGAGUUAAAAGAUGAAAUGAUUCGCGAGCAUGGGAAAAGCCGUGCUCAUACCAGUGAAGUUCUGAAGAAAAUAUGCCAGAAAUAUCGUUUACACUGCCGCAAAGUCAGCAUCAAGGGGGCGAAGCAAGCCAUUGUCAAGAAACGUCCCGUGGCAGCAAAAUUUUAUCUUACAAACGACGCGUGGGAUGCUUUUGAAAAUUUCUACGACACCAAUCCAGUUGGUAUACUCACCCAAAAUGAACUUGAUGUUCGUAAGCGCCAUACAAGUCCUCCACAUCGCACUUCUGGUCAUGCUGUCGUUUUGACCAGUUACAACAGCAAGUGUUUAACCUUCAUGAAUUCCUGGGGAGAAGAAUGGGCCGACAAUGGAUUCUUCAGAGUGCAAAAUGCAGAAGUCCUUGGUGAUCAGCUAGAAUUCUUCGAUGUUUACUGGGAGUUGGAUGAUCUGACUGAAAAAGAGCAAGAGAAGUAUCGAAAGCAUGGAUCCAAAUUGGCCAAGAGAUAGAUAGAGUUCUUAGAAGGCCUGGAAUUUGCGGAAUACACGUGCCCAGAAU